Melopsittacus undulatus (budgerigar) is the source of this 711-nucleotide messenger RNA. RefSeq names its product E3 ubiquitin-protein ligase RBBP6-like. The coding region runs from base 1 to 711 and encodes 236 amino acids. NCBI's taxonomy places the organism in Eukaryota, Metazoa, Chordata, Aves, Psittaciformes, Psittaculidae. The transcript is spliced from 7 exons. Gene Ontology annotation, biological process: ubiquitin-dependent protein catabolic process; protein ubiquitination. Gene Ontology annotation, molecular function: nucleic acid binding; zinc ion binding; ubiquitin protein ligase activity. Gene Ontology annotation, cellular component: nucleus. The record is from RefSeq and is a predicted model, not a curated record.
AUGUCUUGCAUCCACUACAAGUUCUUCUCCAAGCUGGACUAUGAUACGGUCACCUUCAGUGGCUUCGACAUCUCCCUUUGCGACCUCAAGUGCAAGAUCAUGCGCAAGGAGAAGCUGAAGGCAGCCAACUGUGAUCUGCAGAUCAGCAAUGCCCAGACCAAAGAAGAAUACACAGAAGAUGCCCUGAUUCCUAAAAACUCAUUGGUGAUCGUUAAAAGAAUCCCUACUGGAGGAGUUAAAGCUACCAGCAAAACGGAUGUUACAAGUCGAACUGAGCCAGUGAGCAGAACAUCAGCAGCAAACUUGGAUAUGCGUUUAUUUUUUGCUGCACAAAAGAAUGGUGAGUCUUCUGCAUCUAAUUCUCUGGCCCAGCUUUCAAAGACUGCCAACCUGGCUGAAGCCAGUGCUUCUGAAGAAGAUAAAAUAAAAGCCAUGAUGAUACAGUCUUUCCGUGAAUAUGAUCCAGUCCAUCCCAUGAAGAAGCCCUUGGCUACACCUCCACCAUCAUAUGUUUGCUUUCGCUGCGGAAAACCUGGCCACUAUAGAAAGGACUGCCCAAGAAAUGGGGACAGAAAUGUGGAGUCUGUUCCCAGACUGAAAAGGAGCACAGGAAUUCCAAGGAGCUUCAUGAUAGAGGUGAAAGAUCCCAACACAAAGGGUGCAAUGCUGACCAACACUGGAAAAUAUGCAAUCCCCAUUAUUAAUGCGUAA